CUGGACCCGCCUCGGAACGUCUCCUCCGCGAAAAAGGGGAGGAAUGGAGAUGGUCGCGAGGGCGCGCGGUCACGGAUGGAAGCAGAGACACAAGGGGAGAAAUCCUCGGAUCACCAAACCGUCCGAAUCUUCCAGAGAUUGCGCUUGUGUUGGUGUUGGUUAGAAACGAACGAAAUAAAUCCGAAUCCAGUCAUCCUGGGAUCAUCUCUUCUCUUUGCUUUCGUUUUCGUUGUGAUUUAACCAGCCAGCAGGAGCAGAGGGCGAGAGGAAGGGAAGGGGGAGGGAUGGCGCGGUCGAGCGCGGACGACAUGGAGCUGCGGAGGGCGUGCGAGGCGGCCAUCGAGGGCAAGCAGAAGGUGGUGCUGUCCAUCCGGGUGGCCAAGAGCCGCGGCGUCUGGGGCAAGGCCGGCAAGCUCGGCCGCCAUAUGGCCAAACCCAGGGUUCUCGCCAUCACCACCAAAUCGAAAGGCCAGAGGACUAAAGCUUUUCUUCGUGUUCUAAAAUAUUCCAGCGGAGGAGUUCUUGAGCCUGCAAAAAUUUACAAGCUAAAGCAUCUUUCAAAAGUGGAAGUUAUUCAAAAUGAUCCCAGUGGCUGUACUUUUAUGCUGGGCUUUGAUAAUCUUAGAAGCCAGAGUGUAGCUCCUCCUCAAUGGACAAUGCGCAACAAAGAUGACAGGAAUCGAUUACUUCUCUGCAUCUUAAAUAUGUGUAAAGAGAUAUUGGGCCGUCUUCCAAAAACUGUUGGUAUAGAUAUUGUGGAGAUGGCUCUUUGGGCAAAGGAAAACACUCCUGCAGUCACAAAUCAAGUCAGUACCCAAAAUGGACCAGCUACAUCUCUUGUGACACAGAAUGACUCACAAGUUACCGUUGAAAGAGACCUUGUUUCGCAAGCUGAAGAAGAGGAUAUGGAGGCUCUUCUUGGCAUCUAUGUUAUGGGCAUUGGGGAAGCAGAGGCAUUUUCAGAAAGGCUGAAGCGGGAACUUUUGGCUCUAGAAGCAGCAAAUGUCCAUGCCCUUCUGGAAAAUGAAUCUAUAAUAGAAGAGGUAUUACAGGGAUUAGAAACAGCAAGCAUAUGUGUGCAUGAUAUGGAUGAGUGGCUAGGUAUUUUCAACGUGAAGCUCAGACAUAUGAGAGAGGACAUUAAAUCGAUAGAAUCACGCAACAAUAAGUUGGAGUUACAUUCAGUAAAUAACAAAUUACUUAUUGAGGAACUUGAUAAGUUACUUGAACGCUUGCAAAUUCCUUCCGAGUGGGAAGCAGCUCUGACAGGAGGUUCAUUUGAUGAGGCAAACAUGAUUAAAAACAUUGAAGCAUGUGAAUGGUUAACUGAUGCUAUCCGUAAUCUUGAAGUACCAAAUUUGGAUUCAUGUUAUGCAAAAUUGCGAGCUGUGAAGGAAAAACGUGCCGAAUUUAUAUUACUAAAAUGUACAUUCGUUAGGAGAGCAUCAGAAUUUUUAAGGAAUUACUUUCCUAGUCUGGUGGAUUUAAUGAUAAACGACAAGAGCUAUUUUUCUCAGCGGGGACUGGUGAAAAGGCCUGACCAUGCAGAGCUUAGGUGCAAGUGCAGGACUUAUGCACGACUUCUACAGCAUAUAAAGAGUCUUGACAAGAAUUGUCUGGGCCCUUUGAGGAAAGCUUAUUGCCAUUCUUUUAACCUGCUACUUCGUCGAGAGGUUCGUGAGUUUGCUAAUGAACUUCGUGCAAGUACCAAGGCAUCAAGAAAUCCAAAUCUUUGGCUUGAGGGUCCCACAGCUUCAAGUCAGACAGCAAAUAAUGCAGAUACUUCAACUUCUGAAGCAUACUCAAAGAUGUUGACAGUCUUUAUUCCUCUUUUUGUAGAUGAGAGCUCUUUUUUUGUGCAUUUUAUGUGCUUUGAAGUUUCUACAUUUGCUCCACCUGAUGCUCCAAGUGUUGACAGAACUGCUUCUAAUGGUAAUUGUACAAAUGAAGAAAAUCUCAGCAAGAUGAAUGCUCAUGGAAAUGAUGUCAAACCCAGUAAUAAUCCUGCAGAGUUGGCAAUGUUAAAUGAAUGUCUACGAGAGUUGCUCGAUGGAACCCAGGAAGAUUUCUACUCAGUGGUAGAUUGGGCAUGCAAGAUUGAUCCUAUGUGCUGCAUAUCAAUGCAUGGGAUUACAGAGCGCUACCUUUCUGGUCAGAAAGCUGAUGCAGCAGGAUUUGUGCGUCUGUUACUUGAUGACCUGGAGACCAGAAUUUCGGUUCACUUCAGCAGGUUUGUGGAUGAUGCUUGUUACCAGAUUGAAAGGCAUGAACGCAAUGUACGACCAAUGGGGGUUGUACCCUAUAUUCCAAGAUUUGCUUCUCUUGCAACACGUAUGGAGCAAUACAUCCAAGGGCAAUCAAGGGAUUUGGUUGACCAGGCAUAUACAAAAAUUGUUAGCAUUAUGUUUGUGACUUUGGAGAGGAUUGCACAGACCGACCCAAAAUAUUCGGACAUUGUACUGUUAGAGAAUUAUGCAGCUUUCCAGAACAGCCUUUAUGAUUUAGCCAAUGCUGUUCCCACACUUGCAAAAUUCUAUCAUCAAGCAAGUGAAUCUUAUGAGCAAGCCUGCUUGCGCCAUAUCAAUAUGGUUAUUUAUAUUCACUUUGAAAAAUUAUUUCAGUUUGCUCGUAGAAUUGAGGAAUUGACAUUCACGAUUCCGUCAGAGGAGAUUCCUUUUCAAGUUGGAAUGUCAAAAGUGGAUCUCCGGAAAACAUUGAAAUCUAGCUUAUCAGGACUGGACAAGGCCAUCGGUGCCAUGUAUAGGAAGUUACAGAAAAAUUUGACUUCAGAAGAGUUGUUGCCUUCAUUAUGGGAUAAAUGCAAGAAUGAGUUUUUGGAUAAAUACGGAAGUUUUCUUCAGCUAGUUGCUAAAAUUUAUCCAAAUGAGACCAUUCCUACAGCGUCAGAGAUGAGAGAACUUCUGGCUUCAAUGUAGACAUAGGCGUAGAAUUUGCAUAUCAUCCUUAAGGAUUAACUAGUGAAAAAAAAUUGUAGGUACUGCCCUAUGUCUCGAAGUGCCCAUGAUGCGAGUAUAAUUUUCUCCUCGGAUGCACUUAUCAUCUCAUGUACCAAAAUGAAGGCAAGGAUUGUUGAUUAUGAUUAAGAUAAGGAUUAUUCUUUUCCUGUUUUUCCUGCUCAUUGUCGAACAUUUUGCGGGUUAAAGAAUUGCAUAAUGAUAUAUAUUUUGGAGAAUUUCAAUUUAAA
Phoenix dactylifera (date palm) is the source of this 3205-nucleotide messenger RNA. RefSeq names its product exocyst complex component SEC3A-like. The record is from RefSeq and is a predicted model, not a curated record. NCBI's taxonomy places the organism in Eukaryota, Viridiplantae, Streptophyta, Magnoliopsida, Arecales, Arecaceae. Gene Ontology annotation, biological process: Golgi to plasma membrane transport; exocytosis. Gene Ontology annotation, cellular component: plasma membrane; exocyst. Gene Ontology annotation, molecular function: phosphatidylinositol-4,5-bisphosphate binding.